AUGGCGCUCGUCCACAGUCCGAUACCCGUACCGCCUGAUGCGGAGAGGCCGGAGAUAGACACCGAGACAGUGGAAGAGUUGUGGGAAGACAAGCACAAUCACAACGAUGGCCAGAAGACGGUAGAUACAGCAUUGGGCGACGAUACAACACAACGCCCUCUGUCUUUAUUCGAGCGAGUCAUUACCACGCACACCCCAAUCCUUGAAUCCCUCUUACUCCAGACGCCGACCGCAGCCAUCCUCAAUCUCUCCCACACCUCGCGCUACCUACGAUCCUUUCUCCGGUCGUAUCCAACAGCAUGGAAAUACUUGUCGUUCCGCUUGCUAUACCCCUCCGGCACGCAGUCGCCUCUGCGGAUUAUCCUCCCGGGGGCGUCCGACCCCAGAACACCACGCCAGUCUCGCCCGUAUGCUUUGGACCAGCUGCUGAUGAAUGUGGUGGUGCCGUUUAGCCCGUGUCUAAAAAGCCUGGAGCUGGAUAACACGGCGGUAUCUGGACAAAUACUCAUUGCGACCGUUUUAAAUCCGCGGCGGGAGACGCUGGAACACGUCUCUGUGCGCGGGUGCAAGAAUGUCUCGCUGAAAUACCACAUCAUCCCAUACCUGACCAUGUUCGGGUUGCAGUACGAUGUCAGCAUGGAGAACAGCAUUGGCAGCUCUCCGGCCACGCAGCGUCUUGCGCUGAAAAGCCUCUACACUUAUCGAUGUCGCCAUCACCGAAGACGGCCUUAUCUCUCUUCGUCUCUUACGCGAAAAGAUUCCGACUCUGAACCGACUCAUGAAUUGGUGAAUCUCUGUCAUAAGCUUGGAAUCUGGACGGAUACGGCGUGGUGCUCGACCCCGGCUGGAAGGUGUUUCCGGAGGCGAGGAUAUGUGGCAAUGCGUGCUCCGCAGGGCUCACCGGAAGUGUGGGUGGUGUUUGAUCGGCUGUGGAGGUCAAAGAAUUGGAUCGGCCCAAUUGAGGGAUCAAGCAGUCGGCCAACACAGAGGGACGGUAAGUUGUGGGAGCACGAUGAGACUGGGUGCUUCGGUGAAGCUCUUGGGACCGGGGAAAAGAGAGACAUAGGAGAGGGGAAGAUGUUGCCAGCACACUUGCGUCGUAGUCACCGACGGUUUGUCGAGAAUAUCCGCUGUGACAAUUGCUGCGAGUUGGUUUCGGAGCGAUGCGAGCAGUGCAGUAUCCUGAUGCAUUGCGUCGGGUGUCGGAAAACUCUCUGCGCCAGCUGUGCCUACGAACGGCCAUACCUUCACGCUCAAGCGUCGAAGAAUACAACGACAGGUUCUUUUUGGUGGGCUCCAGGCGCUACUACUUCGCCCUGUUCGAUGCACGAUCCUGCUGAGAACGCUGAGGAUCCAGCGGCACAGCCCAACACCCCUCUGUCGUAUCCCGCAUUAAAAUUCCACUGGUGCUGCACCGAGCCGAUAUUCUCUGGAGGCGGAGGUAUCAGCAUUGGCACGCCAAAUCGCGAUGUCGAUCAAGUCCGCGCAGCUCCCUUGCCCCGUGGCGAGGGCUGGGAAGACCUUGAGUACUCCGCGCAGGAAUGGAGCAAAUCGUUCCCCAAGUAUGCCUACGGUGACCCUCACAAACCGGAUUACAGCCUUGAAGCUGGACAUAUUGCAAUGAUGAAGUGGCUGCUUGGUCCGCCAGAUCGACAGCCUUCCGCUUGUCCUCGAAAUCUCUGCAAGGAGUGCUAUGACACGCCCCAGUGGAAGGUUCACUGCAAGACAUGUUCAAAACCGUUAUGCAUAGAACAUGAUCUGCGUGGGCUACGCCUACGGAUAUGUGGAUAUCGUGAUCUUACACUAGAAAAGCUAGCUAUUCAGAACCGAACUGAGACGACGGCAGUAUCUCAAACGGAUGAGCCGGCGCCACCUCUCCAAAAUACCGCAACUACAGGUUUCGACCUUCCAUACAGAACGCAGCGAACAGUUGAUUCCACUACGAGCAGUUUCACUGAAGACCACCCUGCCGACGUCAACCCGCAACCCAGUACAACAUCCAGCUCCGCAGUUCCACCCCUCCGCCGCUCCCGCAGCAUAUCCGCCUCAAAUUCCAACCGAUCCCGAUCAUCUUCUCCAUCCAUCUACUCUGACUCGCCUGUGGAACAACAAACCCCGAAAUGGCAAGGCUGCCAAUCUUUCUUCUGCCCUCAAUACCGCCCUAUUGGCGACCAGCGCUCCCGCUGCGCCAGCGUCCUGCGCGAAUGCACCAGUUGCUCUGUCUUUGUUUGUCAAGACUGCGUGUCCCGCCAUCCACCUUGCAAAUGCUCCUACUGCGAAACCAACUACUUGUGUCCGAACUGCGCGAAACUUCGAGACCGUGACGGGACUUGCCGUCGUGCAGAAGAGGAAAAGGCUCGCCGCGAGCAGAAACUGCAGCGCGAUAUGCAGACGUUAGAGCGGAUUCUGGAGACGAAGCUUGCCAAUGAAGUUGCGGAGUAUGCGGGACAAUUCUUUGGCUUUGUCGAUUCCUCGAACUCAACGGGUCUUCCUAACUCGGUUUUGGCCGCUAGCGAUGAAGAAGUGGAAGUUGAGGUCGAUGUCGAGGCACCUCAUCAUCCUUCUGCUUCGUCUCCCCACCACGUCGAUGUGCACGAAAGCCUGCAGCUUCUUCUUAUCCAAACUCUGCUAGGCUCUAACGAAUAG
Aspergillus nidulans FGSC A4 is the source of this 2646-nucleotide messenger RNA. RefSeq lists its product as uncharacterized. The coding region runs from base 1 to 2646 and encodes 881 amino acids. The record is from RefSeq and is a predicted model, not a curated record. NCBI's taxonomy places the organism in Eukaryota, Fungi, Ascomycota, Eurotiomycetes, Eurotiales, Aspergillaceae. The transcript has a single exon.